This is a messenger RNA of Fusarium verticillioides 7600, 300 nucleotides long. RefSeq lists its product as hypothetical. NCBI's taxonomy places the organism in Eukaryota, Fungi, Ascomycota, Sordariomycetes, Hypocreales, Nectriaceae. The transcript has 2 exons. The record is from RefSeq and is a predicted model, not a curated record. The coding region runs from base 1 to 300 and encodes 99 amino acids.
AUGUUUGAUCAGGUCAGUGUCUUCAAUAGCCUCAAACGGAAUACUCCAUCCCCUGUUCCGAGGGAGGAGGUUCCGUCUAAGACGACAGCAACAAACUCUAUCCAAUGUCAAAACCACACUGGUGUGGGCUUGAAUCACGGCGGCUCCGUCUCGAAGGUCGAAGUACAUCAACCAAUGAGCAGGAAUUCGAGGUCAGUAAAAGCCGGUUUGUGUCCAGGUCUGACUUGCGGUAACAAGACCGGCUUCCACGGAGUCAUCGCCGUUGAUAUAAUGACGCUAGAUCAGUGGCUACAUAGGUAA